GCGGGCGGCCGAGCUGGCGGCGCCGACCCCCCGCGCGUCGCACAUGGAGCGCUGGGCAGAGGCGGCGGCGGCAGCGGGCAGCGGCGCUUCAGUGGCUCUCUCGGCCGGCCCCUCCCGCUCCUGUGCGCUGCUCCUCCAGGCCAGCGUGCGCGGUCACCAUGGCGUCCAGUGAGGAGGACGGCACCAACGGCUCCUCGGAGGCCGGCGACGAGAAGGAAGCCAUCGGCAAGAGGAGACGCCUAGGCUUCCUGGCCACCGUUUGGCUCACCUUCUACAAUAUCGCCAUGACCGCCGGGUGGUUGGUUCUAGCUAUUGCUAUGGUACGCUUUUAUAUGGAAAAAGGAACACACAGAGGUUUAUAUAAAAGCAUUCAGAAGACACUUAAAUUUUUCCAAACAUUGGCUUUGCUUGAGGUAGUCCACUGUCUGAUUGGGAUUGUACCCACUUCUGUGCUUGUGACAGGGGUCCAAGUGAGUUCAAGAAUCUUCAUGGUAUGGCUCGUUACUCACAGUAUAAAACCCAUCCAGAAUGAAGAGAGCGUGGCGCUUUUUCUGGUCUCCUGGACUGUGACCGAGAUCACUCGCUAUUCCUUCUACACAUUCAGUCUCCUCGACCACUUGCCGCACUUCAUUAAAUGGGCCAGAUAUAAUUUUUUUAUCAUCUUAUAUCCUGUUGGAGUUGCUGGGGAACUUCUCACAAUAUAUGCUGCCUUGCCUUACGUGAAGAAGUCAGGAAUGUUUUCAGUAAGGCUUCCUAACAAAUACAAUGUCUCUUUUGACUACUACUAUUUUCUUCUUAUAACCAUGGCCUCUUAUAUACCGUUGUUUCCUCAACUCUAUUUUCAUAUGCUACGUCAAAGAAGAAAGGUGCUUCAUGGCGAGGUGAUUGUAGAAAAGGACGAUUAAAUGACCCCUACAAACAAGGUGCUUUUUCCAGAAAAACCGGAUUACUUGAGUCCAAGUUUUAAUAACGAGAAUAAACAACUUCAUGAAUACCAUGAAUCGUAUUGUUUCCUGAAAUAUAAGGAAGAACGUGGUGUUUGCCAGCCUUUGUCUUCGUGCUGUGCUGCGUCUAUUUCUGACAAUGGCAAAUGUUUGAAACUGGUGGGUGAGGGGUAAGGGUGAAUCAUUUAGAAAACAAUUGGAUAUAUUACCUGAGAAAAAGAACGUUUUGCUCCCUUUACUAAUAUAUUUUAUAACAUAUGCUCAAGGCUUUAACAUCAAUAGGUUGAAAUUGGCUUCAUUUAACAUGAUACCCACCAAUGACAUUUAUAUUUUACUUAUAAAUGAAGGCCAACACAGAACUGUAGCAAGUGAUUAAUAAUGUAUUAGAACCCCUGAUUCAUUGUUUCAAAUUCUAGGGCAACAUUUAAGAUUAAUAGCAAUAUCUGGAAGUGUGGACAUAAUUUUAUAUGGUAAGCUCUUGAUAUAAAAAGAAACAUAAAAAUAUCUGAGUAAAUGAUACAAUUGGAAAACAUUUACUUUGGGAGAGGAUUGGCGUUGCUGGAGACACAGCCCAGGCACUUGAGUACGCUGGGCGAGUGCCCUGUCACCGAGUGGAAUCCUCGGCUACAGGAAAAUGUUCUUUGAGGAUUUUUCUAGACUGUUGACAUUAUUUAUUGAGCAAACCAACUCUUGUUUGCAUUGGUCACUCAAGGACAGCUUUCUCAAUCAGAAGGAUUGUAAGAGAUUAGACAAAGCUUUCUCAAUCAUAAGGAUUGUAAGAGGUUAGAUAAACCACUGAUUUUACCUACUGUUUAACGAACAUAUCCAAUCAUAUUAAUUGUUUCUAGAUUUUUAGUUGAGAAAGCUGCUGUGAUCUGUGGAAGUAUCUUAUAAAACCAUGGUAUGAUAAUCUUCGGUGGUACUUUAUAUUGUCAUCUAAACAGUCAUUUUAUUCUGAAUUACACUGGGGAGCAAAAGUCUCACAACAAAGCCCAUGACCUCUUGCUUAAUGGAAAGACGUAAGGAGAAUACCUCACCUCUGCUUUAAUUAAAAGGGAUCUUUAGAGGUUUCCCUCCUAUGGUAAAAUAUAGGAAGGAUUGACUGGUUGACUUUAGAGCUAAUGUAGAUGUGAUAAGAAAAGGAACCUUUUGCCUACAGUAGUUAUGUAGAUGCAAUUGUGGCUGUAAGUGUUCUGUCUUGUGUGUGUUUGCUGUCAACAUCUACCACACCCUAUCCAGCCUGGCUUGUGUGGAACUGGCUGCUAUAGAAAGUCUUCAUAUAGUGGUUUGGAGUUCAGAACAGUUUUUCAGGUUUGUGUCAAUGACUUGAUUUUCUUCAGAGGUGCUAUUUUUGUUACACUGCAUUUUGCCGUUACCUCUGCUACUGACGGUUUGAAUGAGUACUGUGUAGUAGAUCACUCAUUAUCAGUGCUGCCCCUUAUUCUGCUCUGACACUGCUUGGCCAGUUUUCAUCUUGAGUUUUAUGAUGAAGAGUUUUUUGGGGAACUUCCCCACUUUGGGUGACAAAGUGUGAAACAUUCACAUUUAUUAAAUGCCUGUCUUAGGGGAAUGUCUUCAAGCAUAUUCCUAAAGCAUGCAUUGUCUAAUCUUCACUCUCUCCAAGAAGCUGUAAUUAAUACUUCCCCCCUUCCAGUUAUAGACUAUCCUGAAGUAGGAAUUAUCAUCAGCUUUAAUAAAAGUGAGUUCUUAAACUGUUUGGUGACUUACAUUCAUAUACUUAAAAUGUGUAAGCUUUAGAUUUAGUUUGGUAUCCCCUAGAAUCAAGCGAUUUUAAACUCAAUUUGUGUAUCAAGUGCUAAGUGGUGGUUUGAUUUUAGGACAAAAAAAAAAAGGUUUUGAAAUUCACUGUGCUGUGACUGCACCUCUGAUAUUCUCCUGAAGUCAUCCCAACCUGUGAAGCAGAACUAGAAUCAAAUAGAAUUUGAAGUCCAUAAGCAUUUGAAAAUAUACACUGAGAAAUUUUGUUACCAGCAACAUUUGGUUACAUUUGAUGACAAUCACUAAAAUUCUGACAGUUCUUUAUGUAAGCUUGACAACUUAAUAAAUUAUAUAAUAUGCAAAUUGAAAGACUUUGAAUGUGUUAAUGCUGAUUUAGUAUCAGUAAAAGGCCUGAUAGCUGCAACUUACAAAAAUGGCAAAAUAAAUACUAAUGUGCCCUCAUUGAAA
Molecule: messenger RNA, 3131 nt
Organism: Mesocricetus auratus (golden hamster)
Lineage: Eukaryota; Metazoa; Chordata; Mammalia; Rodentia; Cricetidae
Gene: Hacd1
Product: 3-hydroxyacyl-CoA dehydratase 1
Exons: 7
Coding region: 159-905 (248 amino acids)
Biological process (GO): very long-chain fatty acid biosynthetic process; fatty acid elongation; sphingolipid biosynthetic process
Cellular component (GO): endoplasmic reticulum membrane
Molecular function (GO): 3-hydroxyacyl-CoA dehydratase activity
Source: RefSeq, a predicted model, not a curated record